AUGCGCCAUCUCCUGCCCGUCAACGGCAUGCUGCUGCCGAUUAGCCAGAAUGUCGACAAGCUUCUGGUGAAGGCUUUGAAGGAAUGCGUCCCGGUGCGACUUCUCAAAUGGUUCUUCGACGAGCGGCUCUUUCAAGAAACGAUGAGACCAAUCGACUACCCCUCGAACGAGCCGACACCGAAGCGCAUCCUGUUGACGGGCGGCACUGGCGGAAUUGGUAUAUUUAGUUCUUCUUGCGAGUAUUAUCUUUCUUUUUCCGGCCUGGAGACCGUGCAGCAACUGUGUCUACUCGGCCACGAAGUGACGUUUUCUGGAAGGAGCAGAGAGAAGGCCGAGGCCGCCAGGCAGAUCAUUUUGCGGCGGAAUCCAAACGCCCGGGUUGACUACGUCGUCAUGGAUCUCGAAGAUUUCACCCAGAUCCAGCGCGGCUUCAGUUGGCUGAUGCUGCAGAAGAAGAAGCCUUACGAGAUACUGAUCAUGAACGCCGGCGUGAUGCUCGACCCGAACGGCAGCACGAAGGACAAGUUGGACAGCGCCUUUCAGGUUAAUUAUCUUGCCCACUUCCUUCUGGCCCGGCUCGUCAUUGAAUCGAAGCAGCCCACGGACAAACUGCACAUCGUCUGCCUCGCGUCGACGUUGAUUGGUGUCGACUUCAAGUUCCUCUGGUCAACGCCGAAAACUGAGGAUGGCUACUUGAAGAUUGUGGAUGCGCCGAAUAAGAAGACACACAAUUGUGGCUGGGGUGAAUACCGUGCCUCGAAGCUCCUGAUCGCCGGCCUCGCCCAAGUUUUCAACGGAACCAAAGCCAUCACUGCCGUGGCUGUGAACCCAGGAAACGUGCGGACCGAUAUGGCGCGCUACAUGCCGUGGAGGGCGAAGCUUGGCCUGGCCGUCUUCGCGUGCACCCUGAUUUCAACGGAACGCGCCGCGAAGAACGUCGUCCAGGCCGCGCUGCACACCGUCGACAAGGAGGACCGGCUGUGGUUUGACCAAAGCGAGCUCGUCGCCCAGCCGGAAACCGUCCAUCGGGCCCAAUUCGACCAGUGGCUGGACCGGUGGAGCCGCGAGCUGCUGUUGAAGCGCUUCCACGUCGUCGUCCCUCCCACAAUU
Mesorhabditis spiculigera is the source of this 1110-nucleotide messenger RNA. Lineage: Eukaryota; Metazoa; Nematoda; Chromadorea; Rhabditida; Rhabditidae. The record is from the annotation of a GenBank genome assembly.